Haliotis rubra (blacklip abalone) is the source of this 760-nucleotide messenger RNA. RefSeq lists its product as uncharacterized. The coding region runs from base 53 to 727 and encodes 224 amino acids. NCBI's taxonomy places the organism in Eukaryota, Metazoa, Mollusca, Gastropoda, Lepetellida, Haliotidae. The transcript is spliced from 5 exons. The record is from RefSeq and is a predicted model, not a curated record.
AGUUCAACUGUGAUGAAUCAGUAAGCCGUUUGUUCCACAUUAACAUACAGCGAUGGAACGUCCUACGCUUGCCAUUUUAGCAGUUAUGCUUAUGUUGGGCCUUGCAAGAUGCGAAGACUACUCUCGUUUCCUUGUCGACAUCGUUGAACCAACAGGCGUCGCCGAUGUCGAGGAAACCAUGGCCACUGUAAACAGCAUCUUGCAAGACACAGCCGGUGUUGAUUUCAUCUUCAAGGUCGUUGGUGAACCAAGAGUAUUAGCAAUUCUGAAUAUAACCAGCCUGUGCGAUAUGCGUUCGCUCGAAAAGAAGUUGUUGGCGGCUAAACUGGACAUCACUGUGAAAUCUCUUUUCCUGGGUGAAAAACUUGCAGCUGAUCUGGGGGUGAACAAAACCCUUAUUGAAAGUGCCCUGCCUCCAUCGAAACUAACUGGAGGCCACAUUUACUUUUGGGAUGCAGUUUUCAGAAUGGAAGAUCUAACCAGUGAAGAAUACAAAGACGAAAUCCGAGACAAUCUAGAGUCCGGCCUUAACUACAGACUGGCCAAUCACCAGGAUCUCGUGUACAGAGUUCUCGGACAGUUUCCUAUUCAGAUGCUGUAUUUUGCAUCAUUGAAACCUGAAGAAGCUGAACUGGUUGUCUGGCACUUCAAUCGCCGGAAACUGAUUUUCACGACAACGGUGGCCCUGGUUCAGAACCUAGACGACUAUCUUAACGACUGUCAGUAAUAAUCUGUACUUUGUCCAAUAAAGAAGUCAAUA